AUGAUGCUGGCGGCCUCCUCUCCAGCGGGCCCUGUGAGAGGAGCAAAUAAGAUGGCGCCCAGAGGAAUUCCCUGUGAUGGGACAAAUGUCUGGCUGUACAUCCAAGCCUUGCCAAACCCUGUGAUGGAAGGAGAGUCCCUGACUCUGCAAUGCCAGGGAUGGAACAAUAUGGCACUAUCCCAGGUGCAUUUCUACAAAGAUGGAGCACUCCUCCAUUUAUCAAAUGGCAAGAAGAGUCUGUCCAUACGGACAGCAACGAUGGAAAGCAGUGGCCAAUUCAGCUGUUCUGGGAGGGUGACGUAUUUGCCACACUUAGGCAGAGAAACCUCAGGGACUACCACGGUUCAGGUCCAAGAGCUGUUCUCACCUCCUGUGCUGAACGCCGUCCCCUCUCCCAAGCUCUGUGAGGGGAGCCCAUUGACUCUGAGAUGCCAGACGAGGCUGCACCCCCAGAGGCCGGCCUUGCGGCUCCUCUUCUCCUUCUGCAAGGAUGGCCGCACCGUGCAGGGCAGGGGCCAGCACCCAGAACUCCACAUCCUGGCCAUGGAGGAAGGAGACUCUGGGCUUCACUGGUGUGAGGCAGCCUGUGAGGGUGGCAGGGUCCAGAAACAGCCCCAGCUGGAGAUCAUGGUGCAAGCUCCUGUGUCCCGUCCUCUGCUCACUCUGCCACACAGGAUCAUUAGCCCUGCUGUGGGGGACCUGGUGGAGCUCUUCUGUGAGGUCCAGAGAGGCUCCCCUCCAAUCCUGUGCUCCUUCUACCUCGAUGGGAAGCUCCUGGGAAACCAUUCAGCUCUUCAUGGUGGAGCUGCCUCCCUCCUCGUCCCAGUGAAGUCAGAGCAGGACACCAGGAACUACUCCUACGAGGCUGAAAACAGUGUUUCCAGAGAGAGGAGUGAGUCCAGGAAGAUCUCCCUGAAGGGUUCCCAAAUCUUGUCCACCCCACCCCCCCCCCACUGCAACUGGCCAGUUGUUUACCUGCCUGCAGGCCUGCUUGGUGUGAUGGUCAUUGCAGCUGCACUUCUGGGUUAUUUCAAACCAUGGAAAAAAGCCGGGCCUCUUCCAUCCCAGGAUCUGCCCCCAGCUCCAGGUGGAGAGCAGUGCCCCUUCUAUGGCAAUGGUAAGGAUGUCUAUCAGGACCAUGGUCUGUCCAUGAAUGUGGGGAAAGGCCACUUAAGGAAGAAGCAAGCCCUCCCGAGUCUGCAUCAACAGAAAGAUGAACAUGUUACCUGCCUGGUGGUGUGUACAACCUUAAAGAGGAAUAAAUGUGAGUGA
Messenger RNA from Lepus europaeus (European hare), 1272 nucleotides. RefSeq names its product Fc receptor like 6 (gene FCRL6). Lineage: Eukaryota; Metazoa; Chordata; Mammalia; Lagomorpha; Leporidae. The record is from RefSeq and is a predicted model, not a curated record. Gene Ontology annotation, biological process: cell surface receptor signaling pathway. Gene Ontology annotation, molecular function: transmembrane signaling receptor activity.